GGGCCGCGCGUGGUCCGAGCGGCCUCGCGCGCGCUGGCCCGGGGACGCGUGUGGGGACCGGGCGGCGCGCGGGGGCUGCAGGAAGCGGGGGUAGCGGCGGAGGCGGCCGCUCGGACACCGGCUCGGCUCGGUUAGAGGCACCCGGAAACGGAUCCGAUUCGGUGCCCGCGGGAGCCAGCGUUUAGGAGGGAGCGAGGGCAGCGCGGGCGGUUGCUGAGUAAUCCCCCGCCGCGCCGCAGCCCUGCCCGGCUCCUCCCUCCGCGCCCCUCCCCGCCCCCGCCGCCCGCUGCGCUCGGCUGGGGCAGGUGCAGCCGGGUUCCGGGCGCGCGCGCGCGCGGGGCCGCAGCAGCCGCUGGCCGACCUCGCCCCAGCGACAGCGCAGGGCCUCGCGCCCCAUGGCCGGCUCCGAGCAGCAGCGGCCGCGGCGGCGGGACGACGCAGACUCGGCCACGGAGGAGUCGGCGCCCUUGCAGGACGCCGAGCUGGCCCUGGCCGGCAUCAACAUGCUGCUCAACAACGGCUUCAGGGAAUCGGACCAGCUUUUCAAACAAUACAGAAAUCAUAGCCCAUUAAUGAGUUUUGGAGCCAGCUUUGUCAGUUUUUUGAAUGCCAUGAUGACAUUUGAGGAAGAAAAAAUGCAGUUGGCGUGUGAUGACUUAAAAACUACGGAAAAGCUGUGUGAAAGUGAAGAGGCUGGAGUGAUUGAAACCAUCAAGAAUAAAAUUAAAAAGAAUGUUGAUGUCCGGAAAUCCGCCCCCUCGAUGGUCGAUCGGCUUCAGAGGCAAAUCAUCAUAGCUGACUGUCAGGUGUACCUGGCCGUGCUUUCAUUUGUAAAACAAGAAUUGUCAGCUUAUAUAAAAGGUGGGUGGAUCCUUAGGAAAGCCUGGAAGAUUUACAAUAAAUGUUAUCUGGACAUCAAUGCACUCCAAGAGCUGCACCAGAAGAAGCUAACUGAAGAGCCCUUGACUUCUGACGCUGCAAAUGAUAAUCACAUUGUGGCUGAAGGGGUGUCUGAGGAAUCUCUGAACAGACUGAAAGGUGCUGUGAGCUUUGGAUAUGGCCUUUUUCACCUUUGCAUAUCCAUGGUGCCCCCAAACCUGCUCAAAAUCAUCAACCUGCUGGGUUUUCCUGGAGACCGCCUACAGGGGCUUUCUUCACUGAUGUAUGCGAGCGAAAGUAAGGACAUGAAGGCCCCUUUAGCUACAUUAGCUCUGCUUUGGUACCACACUGUAGUCCGCCCUUUUUUUGCCUUGGAUGGCAGUGAUAACAAAGCCGGCCUGGAUGAAGCUAAGGAGAUUCUUCUCAAAAAAGAAGCUGCUUAUCCAAACUCUUCCCUCUUUAUGUUUUUCAAGGGACGGAUACAGCGACUGGAGUGUCAGAUCAACAGUGCCUUGACUUCCUUCCACACAGCUUUGGAGCUCGCAGUGGACCAGAGAGAGAUCCAGCAUGUCUGUCUGUAUGAAAUCGGGUGGUGCAGCAUGAUCGAGCUCAACUUCAAAGACGCAUUUGAUUCCUUCGAGAGGCUGAAAAAUGAAUCCAGGUGGUCACAGUGCUACUACGCCUAUUUGACUGCAGUGUGUCAGGGAGCCACGGGGGAUGUGGAUGGGGCACAGAUCGUCUUUAAAGAAGUUCAAAAACUCUUCAAGAGGAAAAACAACCAGAUUGAGCAGUUCUCAGUGAAAAAGGCAGAGAGGUUCCGGAAACAAAGUCCGACUCAAGUGCUGUGUGUGCUGGCUUCCAUCGAAGUGCUGUACCUCUGGAAGGCCCUUCCCAACUGCUCCUUCGCCAACCUACAGAGGAUGAGCCAAGCUUGCCAUGAAGUGGAUGAUCCGUCUGUGGUUGGAUUAAAGUAUUUGCUUCUUGGUGCCAUACAUAAGUGUCUGGGAAACUCAGAAGAUGCUCUGCAGUUCUUUCACCGAGCUGUUAAAGAUGAAUUGUGUCGUCAGAAUAACUUGUAUGUUCAGCCAUAUGCGUGCUAUGAACUUGGCUGUCUUCUGAUAGACAGGCCAGAGACUGUAGGAAGAGGCAGAACUCUUCUUCUUCAAGCAAAGGAGGAUUUCUCUGGCUACGACUUUGAGAACAGACUCCACGUCCGCAUCCAUGCUGCUCUGGCCUCCCUGAGGGAACUGGUUCCUCAGUGAUGGGCCUUGAGGAAGCCUGCCCUGUCCCUCUCCUUCCGGGGACCCCCACCUUAUAAUAAAAGCAGAGGACAAAGCUCACAUGAAGAUCGGCUUUUCUUCCGAAAACCACGUGUGCCAGGGACAUAUUUUCCCAGUUAAGCUGACCCAUUAAACAUGUCCUCUUUCAAACAGUUUGCCGAAGGGUGGCCAUGGUAAUAAUGAUGGUGAUGCUGAGAAAGUGACCACCUCGGGAGAAGGUUAAGUGACCUUGUUUAAGCAUUUUAGGUUUUUUGACUCUUAUUUUUAACAUAAAAUUCAACUAAGCAUUCCGGCUGUGAUCUUGCAGGGGCGCCUGGCUGAAGCACACCUGGGGAGGGUGACGUUGAGAGGCACCUGUGAGAUGUGCAGGAUCAUGGCAUUGCAUUUAUAUUGUGUUUUGAAAAAUAAUAAAAGCACUUGCUAGUGUUUUA
Messenger RNA from Ochotona princeps (American pika), 2590 nucleotides. It is a transcript of the gene TTC39C, whose product is annotated as tetratricopeptide repeat domain 39C. The record is from RefSeq and is a predicted model, not a curated record. Gene Ontology annotation, molecular function: protein binding. The transcript is spliced from 14 exons. Lineage: Eukaryota; Metazoa; Chordata; Mammalia; Lagomorpha; Ochotonidae. Gene Ontology annotation, biological process: otolith morphogenesis; cilium assembly. Bases 396 to 2141 code for a protein of 581 amino acids.